This is a messenger RNA of Paramisgurnus dabryanus, 1188 nucleotides long. The record is from RefSeq and is a predicted model, not a curated record. NCBI's taxonomy places the organism in Eukaryota, Metazoa, Chordata, Actinopteri, Cypriniformes, Cobitidae.
AUGGAGAUGGAAUAUCCUGCUGAUUUCAGCUUUCAGCCAUCGAGUGACACUAGUCCUUACAGCCAUGGAUCAGGUUCGGGCUCUGGUUCUGACCAAGGGAUAACCAAUGGAUGGUCUGGAAGAAAGUGGAUAGUGGAUGAGUCCAACUUGUUGGAGCUCUUCAAGACCUGUCACAUGUGUGGUGAAAUAAUUGAAGACAAAAGGAUGGUGACAAUUGGCAGCCAACUUAAAAUCUACUGGUCAUGCCUGGAUGGACAUUCAGGGGAGUGGGCAUCAUGUCCCAACGAAAGAAACAUGGGACGAAACAAUCUCCUGACCUGUGCGGCAAUAAUGUUUUCAGGAUCCACAUACACUGUCAUAAAAGACUGGGCGGAUCUUAUGAACAUUCAGAUUCCUGGAAAAACACAGUACUACAAAAUUCAGUCGACAUUUCUAAUUCCUGUCAUAAACAAUGCCUACAAAGAACAACAGCAAAAAAUCAUGGAUCGACUCACUCAGCUGUCUGCCUCGGGAGAGAAGAUUGAGUUAUGUGGUGAUGCAAGGUGUGACAGUCCAGGUUUCAGCAGUAAAUAUUCUACCUACUCUUUCCAAGAUGACGCCUCAAAAGAAAUUGUCCAUUAUGAAUUGGUCCAGGUUACAGAAGCAUCCAGUUCUGUUGCAAUGGAGGCAUUGGGGUUUCAGAGAGGCAUGGACCAUCUGAUCUCCAGGGCAGUGAAUGUUGGAGUCAUGUCAACAGACAGAUCUCCAUCCAUUCGGAAAAUAAUGAAGGACAGCUACACCAACAUAAGGCAUGAAUUUGACCCAUGGCAUGUCAAUAAGAGUGUGAAGAAGAAGCUUCUGAAAGUUUCAAAUAAAGCCGAAAACAGAUUGCUGCAGACAUGGAUCAAAUCAAUCACCAAUCACCUCUAUUGGUCUUGCAGCUCUAGCCAUGGAGACCCUCGAUUCAUGUACGUCUACACCAAAGCAAACCAUCAGUGGGUGGCCAAACCCAUCUACGAAAAAACAUCACAGGCUUUUACAAAAGACCUCAUGGAAGAUGUUUUGAAGAUGACGCAGGAACUGACUCUUCACUCUACGCGGCGUCCUCCACCACGCCGAAGACGUUUAUUGACAAAUAUAGCCCCAGUACCAAGGCCAGAGAAAUCGGAGAUGUUGUCACGAAGACUAUCACGCUUCAAGCAAUCCUAA